Rhinopithecus roxellana (golden snub-nosed monkey) is the source of this 933-nucleotide messenger RNA. RefSeq names its product olfactory receptor 10J4-like. Gene Ontology annotation, molecular function: olfactory receptor activity; G protein-coupled receptor activity. Gene Ontology annotation, cellular component: membrane. The record is from RefSeq and is a predicted model, not a curated record. Gene Ontology annotation, biological process: G protein-coupled receptor signaling pathway. NCBI's taxonomy places the organism in Eukaryota, Metazoa, Chordata, Mammalia, Primates, Cercopithecidae.
AUGCCAAGGCCCAAUUUCAUGGCUGUGACAGAGUUUACAUUUGAGGGUUUCUCCAUUUUUGAGUGGCAUCACAGAUACAUCCUCUUUGUGGUCUUUUUGGUCUUGUACCUUUUGACCCUUGCCAGCAAUGCUAUCAUCUUGACAGUUAUCCGCCUUAACCAUCAAUUUCACACACCCAUGUAUUUCUUCCUGAGUAUGCUGUCUAUUUCUGAGACCUGUUAUACUGUGGCCAUCAUCCCCCAAAUGCUGUCCAGUGUCCUCAGUCCUCAACAAACCAUCUCCAUCCCAGGCUGUGCCACUCAGUUCUUUUUCUAUCUCACUUUUGGUGUCAAUAACUGUUUCCUGCUCAUGGUCAUGGGGUAUGAUCACUAUGUGGUCAUCUGUAAGCCCCUAUGGUAUUCGGUCAUCAUGGGCAAAAAGGCUUGUAUACAACUGGCAAGUGGAUCCUGGAGCAUUGGCCUGAGUACAGCUAUCAUUCAGGUGUCUUCUGUGUUCAGCCUUCCCUUCUGUGAUGCUAAUCUCAUCUCCCACUUCUUUUGUGAUAUCGGUCUAAUGAAGUUCGCCUGUGCAGACACUACUAUCAAGGAAUUUAUUACUUUGCUCAUCAGUCUCCGUGCCCUUGUUCUGCCCAUGGUCUUGAUCUUAGUCUCCUAUGUCCUAACUGUCACCACCAUCCUCAAGAUUGUAUCAGCUGAGGGCCGGAGAAAGGCCUUUGCUACUUGUGCCUCACACCUCACAGUGGUCAUUGUCCACUAUGACUGUACCUCUUUCAUCUACUUAAAACCCAAAUCCCAAAAUUCCCUGCAGGACAGACUUAUCUCUGUGACAUACACUGUUUUUACUCCUCUGCUGAACGCUGUUGUAUACAGCCUGAGGAACAAAGAGGUCAAGGAUGCCUUGCUCAGAGCUUUGGGCAGAAAGCCUCUCUCUUAG